AUAUAGAUGAAUGUGCAACUGGAACCCAUAAUUGUAGAGCUGACCAAGUAUGUGUUAAUUUAAGAGGGUCCUUCAGCUGCCAAUGUCCUCCAGGCUACCAAAAACGAGGGGACCAAUGUGUUGACAUCGACGAAUGCACUCUGCCUCCGUACUGCCACCAUCGGUGCGUCAACACGCCCGGUUCCUACUACUGCCAGUGCAAUGCCGGUUUCCAGUUAGCCUCCAACAACCACACCUGUGUAGACAUAAAUGAAUGCGAUGCCAAUAACCCAUGUGCACAACAGUGUUACAAUAUACUGGGUUCUUUCAUCUGUCAGUGUAACCCAGGCUUUGAGUUAAGCAGUGACAGAAUCAACUGUGAAGACACUGAUGAAUGCAGAACCUCAAGUUAUAUAUGUCAAUAUCAGUGUGUCAACGAACCAGGAAAGUUCUCAUGUGUCUGCCCUGAAGGAUACCAGGUAGUGGGAGGCAGAACAUGUCAAGAUAUAAAUGAGUGCGAGACUACUAAUGAAUGCAGAGAGGAUGAAAUUUGCUGGAAUUACCAUGGAGGAUUUCGUUGUUACCCAAGAAAUCCUUGCCAAGAGCCCUAUGUCCUGACAUCUGAGAACCGCUGUGUCUGCCCUGUAUCAAAUGCCAUUUGCCGAGAGCUGCCUUACUCUGUCGUGUACAAAUACAUGAGCAUCCGCUCGGACAGAACAGUGCCCUCCGAUAUUUUCCAGAUUCAGGCAACUACUAUUUACCCAAAUACUAUUAACACAUUCCGGAUCAAGUCUGGAAACGAAAACGGAGAAUUUUACCUGAGACAAACAAGCGCUGUAAGUGCAAUGCUUGUACUGGUGAAAUCACUAUCGGGACCAAGAGAACACAUUGUGGAUCUGGAGAUGCUAACAGUCAACAGUUUGAAUUAUCGUACAAGCUCGGUGUUAAGAUUAACAAUAAUAGUGGGACCUUACGCAUUUUAGUGGUUUUCAAUAACCCUUCACUGGCACUUAAAGCAGCCAAAGAAUAUUAUCUUAAAGAAAGCACUUACUAUUUUAUUUAUAGAUUUUGCUCUCCUUUUUUUUUUUAAGAUUUGUUUAGUAAAUUGAUAUCUUUAAUACACACAUUACACCUGUAAUUCAAAAUUAGUAGAUGUGUUCCAUAGUAUAAUAUGGGCAUUGUCACUUUCUGUAUAAAGAUUUAAAUCUUUUUUAUUACUUUUCUUGGAAUAGAUACAUGCUAUGCUUUUGUAUGAGAACUGUAUGUUCAUAGUAUUCUGUAAAACUUCACACACUCUAGCAAAAUAGGUCAUGCAAUUAAAAGGUGAUCUUCUGUGUUGUCAUUAUUUUAAAUUCUAAUGCAGCUACACUGACAAUCUCAAAAAGAAAAAAAUUAUAUAGUAUGAAUGAUACACGAAGUAAUGGUUAUCUGAUAAGCUGAAAUAUAUUUCUCCUUUUUAACUACUUUAUAAAAAAAGAUAACAGUCA
Molecule: messenger RNA, 1466 nt
Organism: Apaloderma vittatum (bar-tailed trogon)
Lineage: Eukaryota; Metazoa; Chordata; Aves; Trogoniformes; Trogonidae
Gene: EFEMP1
Product: EGF containing fibulin-like extracellular matrix protein 1
Exons: 7
Molecular function (GO): calcium ion binding
Source: RefSeq, a predicted model, not a curated record